Molecule: messenger RNA, 3063 nt
Organism: Thalassophryne amazonica
Lineage: Eukaryota; Metazoa; Chordata; Actinopteri; Batrachoidiformes; Batrachoididae
Gene: cbfa2t3
Product: CBFA2/RUNX1 partner transcriptional co-repressor 3
Exons: 12
Coding region: 1003-3012 (669 amino acids)
Biological process (GO): DNA-templated transcription; negative regulation of DNA-templated transcription
Cellular component (GO): nucleus
Molecular function (GO): transcription corepressor activity
Source: RefSeq, a predicted model, not a curated record
AGAGAGAGAGAGAGAGAGAGAGAGAGAGAGAGAGAGAGAGAGAGAGAGAGAGAGAGGCUCCAGAUGGUGUUUAAACGCAGACAGAAGGCUCCAGCGAGGACAGAGAAAGGAGGAGGAGGAGGAGAGAGGGAGAGCCGGCUGCUCCUCACGUCAUCUGAAAGAAAAUAAGACUGAAAACCACAAAGAGUCAACAGGAGAAAAACAAAUUACAUCUUAAUUCGUUUGCGUUUGGGGAGAGAAGAGUUUUUAGGAGCGCCGUCGGUGUGUGUGCGGAGGAUCGACAGCAGCAGGACCACAAACGUGCUUUUAAAUAAAGGAGGAAGGUUUUAAAGUUACCACGGGAGGAAUACGAUCCGCCUCGAUCCGCAUCUCCGUUUGCGUGUUUUUGUUUGUUUUUGUUUUGUUUUUUUUCUCCUGGCGGGGAUCCGUGCGGACUCGAAGAGCAGCCGUCAAAUCAAGACACAAAUGUCUUCUUUUUAUCCGUUUGCUUUCUGGAAUGUUCGAGUAUAAGAGCGGAUUUUACGUGACUGGGACAAGUUGUGAUUUUUAUUAUUAUUAUUAUUAUUAUUUUUUGUUCCUCGUACAGUGGUGUUUGCUUUUUGAAAGCAAAAGCGCAAAACCAAAGACUUCCUUAAGGAUCCUAAACCUCUGACUCGCUCUUAUUUUAUUUUAUUUUUUUUUAUUUUUUUUUACUCCUACAUUUAAGAAGAAAAAGUAAUACCUCAUUAUUUAUUAAACUCGGAAAGUCAACAUUUUUUAUUUUUGAGCUCCCAAAGGAAAGUUUUCCUCUGCAUAUGACUUCUGCCCCUCCGUCCUCUUUUUCAACACAAUAUUUCAGACACAAAGAAAAGGAAUAACACCUGAGUACCGUUCAGCCCUCCACAAACAAUGCGGAUCGAAAUCCUGCUUUAGAAACUAUUUGCUGUGGAUUAUCAGCGCUGCACAAUUACCUCAGCUUGACCCCGACCUUCACAAAGUAGCAGAGUGCAGAAGGUUGGAACAAUGCCAGAUUCACCUGCGGAUGUGAAAACCCAGCCCAGGUCCACCCCACCCACUAUGCCUCCUCCACCCCCGGCUGUCAGCCAAGCAGCCAGUCGUAACGCUUCAUUCACUCCUACCACCAGUAAAUCAAUGUUGAAUGGCAGCAGCCACUCUCCCACAUCACUCAACGGCGCUCCAUCCACUCCUAACGGCUUCAGUAACGGGCCCGCCAUGUCCUCGACAGCCUCGCUGUCCAACCAGCAGCUUCCACCAGCCUGCGGAGCGCGACAGCUCUGCAAGCUGAAACGCUUCCUGACCACACUGCAGCAGUUUGGCAAUGAUAUAUCGCCUGAGAUUGGAGAACGAGUGCGGAGCCUUGUGCUGGGGCUGGUGAACUCCACUCUCACCAUCGAAGAAUUUCACUCUAAACUUCAUGAGGCCACCAACUUCCCUCUGAGGCCUUUUGUCAUUCCCUUCCUGAAGGCAAACCUGCCCCUGUUGCAGAGAGAGUUGCUGCACUGUGCCAGGUUGGCCAAGCAGACUCCAGCCCAAUAUCUGGCUCAACACGAGCAGCUUCUCCUGGAUGCCAACGCCAGCUCGCCGCUCGACUCCUCUGAGAUCAUGCUUGAGAUGAAUGAGCACGGAAAGAGAAGGACCCCCGACAGGACCAAAGACAGCUCGGACAGAGAAGGCUUACAUCCAGAACACCUUGCUAAGAGGCCCUGUACCAUCAGCCCUAGCCAGCGCUUCAGCCCCAGCACAGGGUUACCUGCUCACCCACCCAACGGCCUCUCGACACACCCGCCUAAUGGCCUGCCACACCCACCCAAUCCCCAAGUGGGCCCCCAGCACUACCGCUUAGAGGACAUGGCACUGGCGCACCAAUACAGAGACGUUUACAGGCACAAUGAACAUCGCGACACCCGAGACAGACACCGGCAGGCAGCAGUUCACGGAGCUCGCCAUGAGGAGGUGAUUGACCAUCGUCUUACAGAUCGAGAGUGGGCAGAGGAAUGGAAGCACCUUGAUAAUCUGCUGAACUGCAUCAUGGACAUGGUGGAGAAGACACGCCGCUCUCUGACUGUGCUGCGCCGCUGCCAGGAGGCUGACCGCGAAGAGAUGAAUCACUGGAUUCGGCGCUACAGCGACGUGGAGGAGAUGAAAAAAGGUGGGAGCAACGGACAGCACUGCCUUCCUCCUCCUCCUCUUCCUCCUCCUCCUACUCCUCACCACAACUCCUCCUCCAACACAGCUAUCAGCAGCGAAUCACAGCCCAUAGGAACUCCCUCCUCUGCUGAAAGGCAGACAGGCAGACAGACAGAGAUCCAUCGAGAUUUCUUACACAGGCCUCCGUCAGGAUACCUGCCAGAAGAAAUCUGGAGGAAAGCUGGUACUACAAGCAUCCCGCUCUCGCCAGCACUAAAGCACCUCCAAAACAAGCAGGAGGAGGCAGUGAACGAGGUGAAGAGGCAGGCCAUGUCAGAGCUGCAGAAGGCGGUGUCGGACGCUGAAAGGAAGGCUCAUGAGAUGAUCUCUGCCGAGCGAUCUAAAAUGGAGAGGGCCCUGGCCGAGGCCAAGAGGCAAGCUUCUGAGGACGCGCUAACAGUCAUCAAUCAGCAGGAGGACUCCAGUGAAUCUAACCAGAGCUGCUGGAACUGCGGGAGGAAGGCCAGCGAGACGUGCAGCGGCUGCAACACGGCUCGUUACUGCGGCUCCUUCUGCCAACACAAAGACUGGGAGAAGCACCACCAUGUCUGCGGUCAAAGCCUGCAGGGGCUGCCAGGGGGCAGCAGCGUCCCUCUGGGCACUCCCUCCUCAUCCACCUCAUCCGCAUCCUCCAGUGCGCCCCCCACCCACUCAGAGAGCACUCCUCCUGGACCCCUUUUGCUGGCGGGGCAGAGCAGUAUUGCGGGAGGAGCUGGCGGUGGUAGUGGAAGCGUCUCAGCCAGCCCCAAGGAGACCAGUUCCAGCAGUGUCUCUCGCUCCACAACCCCAGCUACGCCCGCCCUCCUGGAUGCCACUUCGCGCUGACAUCUGGCUUGUGACUCUUUCUGCAUAGUGUAACAGUGCCCACACUCCAUG